AUGAACACACUCAGGCAAGCCGUAGCUGGCCCUUCCAGGCGCUUCCAUUCCCUCACCCUCUCCGACCCAAUCGCAACCACCUCACAGCUCCCACCCGUCAUCGAGCGUUACAUCCAGCGACAGCGCAUCUCAGACCCCUCCGCCUCCUCCCUCCCCAACCCAUUCUCCAUCCAUCGCUCGGUCGCUUCAGGCGCCGUACAGCCUCGCUCCAUAUCCCGUCGGCGGGAAAAGCAGCUCCGAUUCUGGUUCGCUCCCGAAUCACUGCCUCCAGCCCCCUCGGCGACAUCCACGCCGUUCUCGCAUACCCUGUCCGACGGGACGGAAGCGAGCCUCGCUUGGCAGGCGGAUCAACAGAUAAAGGCGAAGAAGACGCUGUAUGAGGGUCGGAAGGUGCAGUUCAAGGGGCACAAGCAUGAGCGGGAUAGGCCGGAGAGGCAGCGGGAGACGGAGGAGCGAUUGGCCGGGAUGGAGAAGCGGAUAGCUGAAUGGAAACGGAACAAGGCGGAAGCGAAGCAGAGUACAAAACCAGCAUUACCGUUCUGA
Molecule: messenger RNA, 543 nt
Organism: Dioszegia hungarica
Lineage: Eukaryota; Fungi; Basidiomycota; Tremellomycetes; Tremellales; Bulleribasidiaceae
Exons: 2
Coding region: 1-543 (180 amino acids)
Cellular component (GO): mitochondrial large ribosomal subunit
Molecular function (GO): structural constituent of ribosome
Source: RefSeq, a predicted model, not a curated record